Anopheles coustani is the source of this 1809-nucleotide messenger RNA. RefSeq names its product protein rogdi (gene rogdi). Bases 1 to 1308 code for a protein of 435 amino acids. The transcript has 6 exons. Gene Ontology annotation, cellular component: RAVE complex. NCBI's taxonomy places the organism in Eukaryota, Metazoa, Arthropoda, Insecta, Diptera, Culicidae. The record is from RefSeq and is a predicted model, not a curated record.
AUGUCUGACCGCAAAGUGCACCGCCUGCAGGGCGCAGUGUGCAUCUCGGAGCUGGUCAGUUCCAGCGAUGCGCAAAAUGGCGCCAAUUUUUCAGUGAAAACCAAAACAUUCCAUUCUAUCACUUCGUGCGUGGUGCUCGUCUCUAGCGGAUCGAACUGGUUCAGCCGACCGCACUCCCGGCGGAAGAGUGGCAAAAGGGUGAAGGUAACGUUCUCGGAGCCGCUCGACGCGUCCGACACCAGUUCCAGCGGAACCGCCACCUCUACCUUCUCAACGCCGAGCCCCUCGUCGUCGGCGGGACAACGGUGGCGCUACUUGGAGAACAUCUUUGGCCCAUCGUCAUCGUCAUCCCUUCCCAGGAACGCCCCGACCGACGGACGCGCGGGUAAUCGGCCUGCGGGGGAGUUCGAGCGAAGCAGUAGUGUUCGGACGAGUAACACCAGCUACGGGUCCGUUGGUAGCGGACCGUACAACCGACGUCCGCCACCGCAGCGUAAAGUAGGGCAGAAAAUGGCCGAUUGCGAGAAGGAGGAAGCCCUAAAUCUGCAGGUGGAAUUCGAGUGGGUACUGCACGAGGAGGUGCACUCGGUGCUGAAGCAACUGCACGCCAUACUGGUGGAGUGUGCCCACCGGUUUCCCGUCCCGCUGUACGGUAACGAGGGCAAGAAGCAGGACAAGUUCGUCCUUACUGCCGCCCCGGAGCAGCUGAAAUGUAUCGUCACUCUAACCGGGGAUAGUAUAACGCAUGCGGACAUCAACUUUAAGGUGCAGCGCCAGCAGCAGCAAAUCCAGCGGACCUCCAUCACGCAGGACUACCCGUGGAAGAUACAGCAGGUGCAGGAUGCGGCCAAUCACCUGCAGCAGGCCAUCAACCAUAUCGACAACGUGGACAGUUCGUACCAUUUCAAAACGUCCGACGAGGUGCUGCACAUUCUGGGCAACAUCCUUGGGGCCCUGCAGCGCGGUCGCACGUCGCUCGUCGUCCCGCGCAAGAAGCCCAUCGAGGAGCUGAUGAAGGGCCGCAACAUGAAGGCGCUCUCGCCGAAUCUGCCGGAAGAUCUCGCCAUCAGCUUCUACAUCCAGAGCCAUAAGCUGAUCUUCGUCGCGUACCAGCUGACGAACUUCCAGGGCACGAUGAAGUUCGACUCGUGCCAGGCGGAGUGUUCGGUGCCGUGGCUGAACGAGGUGCUGGUGCUGUUUACGGUCGCGUUGCAACUUUGUCAGCAGCUGAAAGAUAAGAUAUCAGUAUUUUCGCAGUAUAAAGAUUUUACUGUCGGCUCCCGCUCGCCAUCGGCACUGUCCUACUGAUGCUGUACCCGGUCUUGCGGAUGCAUUACAUGCCGAGUGCCGCUUCCGUGCCCAUCGUAGAUCACCAUACCGUCCCGUUGGUCGUUGCCCGGUUGCAAGUGGUGAAAAGCUAUGGGGGGAAAAUGAGAGACAAAUUCGACACGCAAACUAAAACUCGGGCAAUCUUCGCGUUGUUAGAGAUAGAAGGGUACACUGCGAUGGAGUCGAUCGUCGCGUUAUACCUGUUCCCCACAUGCUGUUGGCGUAGGUCAUUUGUCCCAUCGAACUGGGCGAUUGUUGAUGCGUGUGUGUGUAUGUGUUCGGAUGUUUGUUGCUAAACAAACGCUUCCCGUUGUUAUUGCAUUAGAUUAAGCAGACUACACAUAAGCAUAGUGUCCAUUAAUGCAUUUUUAUCACCAUAUUCAUCAUCCCUCUGCCCGUUGUCCCAUCCAACUGCGGGUCUGUGGAUAAGCGGGAAUCGGCACGGUAUGGAUCGUGCACUCGUCCGGUUUAUCAGAAAGU